Molecule: messenger RNA, 1368 nt
Organism: Aspergillus uvarum CBS 121591
Lineage: Eukaryota; Fungi; Ascomycota; Eurotiomycetes; Eurotiales; Aspergillaceae
Product: putative D-arabinitol dehydrogenase ArbD
Exons: 3
Coding region: 124-1290 (388 amino acids)
Cellular component (GO): intracellular anatomical structure
Molecular function (GO): oxidoreductase activity, acting on NAD(P)H, oxygen as acceptor
Source: RefSeq, a predicted model, not a curated record
AUCAGCACCUCCUACUCGUAAGGCGUCCUAUACUUAUACUUGCCCAUCCCCCAACAACCUGCACCACCCACCACGAACCGCAUUGAUACAGCCUCUAUCCACUCCCCUCCUCCACCCUCCACAAUGUUCAGACCCGCAGUCAUACGACCAGCCACCAAGGCCCUCAGCCAAUCCACGCGCCCCGCCCUAAACACCGCAUUCCUCCGCCCCCUCUCCUCCACAGCUCCGCUCCGCAAGGACUCCCCCCACAGCAAGAAAGACCCCCUCCUGGCGGCAACCACCACGGCACCCGGGGGCGCGCUGGAGGCCGAAGGCCAGUACGCGCGGACGGACGAGAACGUCAAGAUCGAGUACCCGGACGACGAACACAUGCCGCGGUCGCCGGUGGUGCAGGGCCGCGGCGGGAUGCACUUCAAGCGCACGCUGGCCAACUUCUCGCUGGAGAACAAGGUCACCCUGGUGACGGGGGGUGCGCGCGGGCUGGGGCUGGUCAUGGCGCAGGCCAUUGUCGCGUCGGGGUCGGAUCUCGCCAUCGUCGAUCUGAACAGUACGUCUUCCCGCGGGAUGUGCGGCGUUGAUCCCCUUGGGAUACUGACCGGGUGCGCAGAGCAGGAGGCCGAAGAACAGGCGAAGAAGCUGGUGGAGCAGUUCCAGAAAGAGAAUCCGGGCUUGGAGGCGGACCAAAUGCCCACCGUCACGGCGCACUACUCCGACGUCUCGGACCCGGAGUCCGUGAGCCGCGCCAUCGCCGAGGUGAUCGCGCAGCACGGCCAGAUCGACCACCUGGUGACCUCGGCGGGGUUCACCGAGAACUUCGACGCGAUCUCGUACCCGCACGACCGCAUCCAGAAGCUGUGGGGCGUCAACGUCGACGGCACGUACCUGUUCGCGACGGGGGUCGCCAAGCACCUGAUGGAGCGGAAGGUCCCCGGGAGCAUGGUCAUGAUCGGCAGCAUGUCCGGGGCCAUCGUCAACGUGCCCCAGCCCCAGGCCCCCUACAACGCCGCCAAGGCCGCCGUCCGCCACCUCGCCGCCUCCCUCGCCGUCGAAUGGGCCGGCCACGACAUUCGCGUCAACUGCAUCAGCCCCGGGUACAUGCUGACGGCCCUCACGCGCAAGAUCCUAGACGAGAACCCCGAGCUCCGCGAUAAGUGGAUCUCCCUGAUCCCCGUGGGCAAGAUGGGCACCCCCGAGGAUCUGAUGGGCGCCGUCACCUUCCUCCUCAGUGACGCUUCCCGGUACAUCACCGGCGCCGAUCUGCGGGUCGACGGCGGCUACACCUUGACCUGAUCUUCCACCCUUCCAGUUCAUGUUGAUAUGUACUGUCCCGGUCCAAUACCAUACUCACUAAUAAGACACGAUGUACAU